UAACAUUAAAACAAAACUGUUUGUCAUUCUUCCUCACACAAAAUUAUAGAAAUAAAAAGUUAUUUUAUUGUCCUUCCUGUUCAUUUAGUUAUUGUCAAAUUAAUUUUAUAUUUAUUUAGUAAAAAAUAGGAUAAUAUAAAAAUAUGGCUUUCUUGAAUCCCCCUUUGUGGCACAACGGGCCGGCGCCUGGUGCAUUUUAUAAUUUCCCUGGUAAUUCAAGCAACCUGGGUCCUGUGAACCAUACCGUUCAAGAUUUUAAAGCUCAUUCAGCCAACCCGAUCACAACCACCACAACAGUUAUUGGUCUGAAAUUCGACAAGGGUGUGGUCAUCGCAGGUGAUACACUCGGCUCGUAUGGCAGUCUGGCCAGGUUCAGAGACUGUCCCAGAGUACUGAAAGUGAAUGACCUCAUACUCCUUGGUUCUGGAGGGGACUAUGCCGAUUUCCAGUAUUUGAAAGACAUUAUUGAGCAGAAAAUUAUUGAUGAACAAUGCAUUGGUGAUGGUCUGCUGCUGAAGCCUCGCUCCCUCCACUGUUGGCUUACGAGGGUGCUGUACAACAAGAGAAGCAAGAUGGACCCCCUGUGGAACAAUUAUGUAGUUGCUGGCAUUCAGGAUGGUGAGCCAUUCCUGGGCGCGGUGGACAAGUUGGGUACCGCAUACGAGGACGCUACCAUUGCGACCGGCCUCGGCGCUUACAUGGCCACGCCUCUGCUGCGAGACGCACGAGACAGUGGCAACCUAGAUGAAGAGACUGCUAAGGCACUAGUUCGUAAAUGCAUGGAGGUAUUAUUCUACCGCGACGCGCGCGCGUUCCAGAGGUACCAGCUCGGCGUCGUGACCGCUGAUGGUGUGGUCAUCGAAGACGUAGCUGAAUUGCAGCAUAACUGGUCUCUGGCCCACAUGAUUCACAUGAAAUGAACUGUAAUAUGUUAGAAUAAAGUUGCUAUUUCUAUA
This is a messenger RNA of Achroia grisella, 956 nucleotides long. It is a transcript of the gene Prosbeta7, whose product is annotated as proteasome subunit beta type-4. Bases 144 to 920 code for a protein of 258 amino acids. NCBI's taxonomy places the organism in Eukaryota, Metazoa, Arthropoda, Insecta, Lepidoptera, Pyralidae. Gene Ontology annotation, cellular component: proteasome core complex. The record is from RefSeq and is a predicted model, not a curated record. The transcript is spliced from 5 exons.